Molecule: messenger RNA, 792 nt
Organism: Botrytis byssoidea
Lineage: Eukaryota; Fungi; Ascomycota; Leotiomycetes; Helotiales; Sclerotiniaceae
Exons: 3
Coding region: 1-792 (263 amino acids)
Biological process (GO): phospholipid translocation; retrograde transport, endosome to Golgi
Cellular component (GO): endosome; trans-Golgi network
Source: RefSeq, a predicted model, not a curated record
AUGGGUCUCGUUUCAUUCAUCACUGGCUAUAUAGCCCCUAUGUUUAUCAUAAUAUCUCCCAUAACGUCGUAUGCGGAUCAGACAUACUCGAUACAUAGGAACAAGUCCAGUGCGGGAUUUUCUCUGGAUAUCCCUUUGAUCAUGCUUGUAGCAUCGUUCUUGAGAGUUUUUUAUUAUCCUGGAGCCCAUUUCGAUACCUCCUUACUGAUACAGUCAUUCAUUAUGAUUGGGAUGCAAAUCAUGUUGUUGAAGGUUGCGCUUGAUCAUCGACCAUCGCCAUCGUCGAAAGGAGGAGACGCAGCUAUACCAUUUGCUGGGCACAGAGACGGGGAUGGAGCGUCAAGACCAUACAACUUCUGGCAAUGGCGUUCCCCAAAACCUUACUGGCAAUUCCUCCUUUACCUAUUCAUAGCUCUCAUCGCGUGCGAACUCAUUCUCUCUCCAGCUCCAUGGUUCUAUUCCGUCUACUCUGACGCAAUUGGCUAUAUUGGACUCGGCGUAGAAGCCACCCUCCCAAUUCCCCAAAUCAUUGCAAACUACAAAUCUCGAUCCUGCAAAGGUUUCCGUUUUUCAGUCAUGGCCAGCUGGAUUGCCGGUGAUAUAAUGAAGAUGUUCUGGUUUUUUACGGCCACAAGUGCUAUACCAUGGGCUUUCAAAAUUUGCGGAAUGUUCCAGAUGUGCUGCGAUUUAUUCUUGGGGUUGCAAUUUUGGAUGUAUGGAGAUGGUGAUGGAAAGAAGAAGGAUGAUGACUUUAGAGCACCAAUUGGGGAGAAAGAUGGCCGGUUAUCAUGA